Impatiens glandulifera is the source of this 2904-nucleotide messenger RNA. RefSeq names its product triacylglycerol lipase SDP1-like. Gene Ontology annotation, molecular function: triacylglycerol lipase activity. The coding region runs from base 290 to 2740 and encodes 816 amino acids. The record is from RefSeq and is a predicted model, not a curated record. Lineage: Eukaryota; Viridiplantae; Streptophyta; Magnoliopsida; Ericales; Balsaminaceae. The transcript is spliced from 4 exons. Gene Ontology annotation, biological process: lipid metabolic process.
UCCUGAAAUCUCAAUCCCCCUUUUAUUUAUUCCGGCGUAUUUCCCUUCUAUACGGAAUCUGGGUUUCUCUUAAUUCUUCACCGCCACCGCGCAGCUAUUUUCCGGUCAAAUUCUCGCCUUUUCUCUUCUGGGUUCUCUCUUUUUUCUAUUUGCAUCGAACGAUUCUUCAACUCAAUCAAUAUCAUAAAUUCGAGAUUGAAAUCUAUCUUCGAGGUUUAUAGAGGCGAAACCCCUAUUUGCCCAUUUUCCAUCUUUCUCCUUGCAUUCUACCCUUUUGUUGGAUUGAGAUAUGGAUAUUAGUAGCGAGGCGGCGGUUUAUCCGUUCUUAAUCGGACCAUCAACCGUUCUAGGUCGAACAAUCGCCUUCAGGAUAUUGUUCUUCAGGUCAUUUGCUCAUAUGCGACACAGGCUUUUGUAUUUGUUAAUGUAUUACCUUUAUAAAGGGAAUAACCUUCUGCAUAGAAAUGUUAGACCAUUGCUGUCAUGGCUUCAUCCUCGAAACCCUCAGGGGAUUCUAGUGAUGAUGACGGUUAUAACUUUCCUGUUGAGACGAUACACAAACAUAAAAUCCAAGGCUGAGACGGUUUACAGGAAGAAAUUUUGGAAGAAUUUGAUGAGAACCGCAUUCACAUAUGAGGAGUGGGCUCAUGCUGCUAGGAUGCUUGAUAAAGAAAACCCUAAGAUGAAUGAGGCACAGCUUUACGAUGAAGAAUUGGUACGAAAUAAGCUUGAGGAGCUUCGUCAAAGGCGGCAAGAGGGUUCUAUUCGCGAUAUUAUGUUCUAUAUGCGAGCAGAUCUUGUUAGAAAUCUUGGUAAUAUGUGCAAUCCUGAGCUGCACAAAGACAGGCUUCAAGUGCCUAGACUAAUCAAGGAUUAUAUCAUCGAGGUCUCGACUCAAUUGCGAAUGGUUUGUGACUCUGACUCUGAGGAGCUCCUGUUGGAGGAGAAGCUCGCGUUUAUGCACGAAACUCGUCAUGCUUUCGGUCGAACCGCUUUGCUUCUUAGCGGAGGAGCUUCCUUAGGAGCUUACCAUAUCGGUGUGGUUAAGACACUAGUAGAGCACAAACUUCUGCCUAGGGUUAUAGCCGGAUCAAGCGUGGGAUCUAUCAUAUGCUCGGUGGUGGCCACUAGGUCGUGGCCUGAGCUGCAGAGCUUUUUCGAAGAUUCUUGGCACUCGCUCAAGUUUUUUGAUCAGAUGGGUGGGAUUUUCACCAUUUUCAAACGGGUAAUGACCAGAGGUGCUGUCCAUGAGAUCAGACAAUUACAAACGUUGUUGAGACAUCUGACAAACAACUUGACAUUCCAAGAGGCGUACGACUUGACGGGUCGGAUUCUAGGAAUCACGGUUUGCUCGCCGAGGAAGCACGAGCCUCCUAGAUGUCUGAAUUAUUUGACCUCGCCUCAUGUGGUUAUAUGGAGCGCUGUCACAGCUUCCUGUGCCUUUCCUGGGCUUUUCGAAGCUCAGGAAUUGAUGGCGAAAGAUAGAAGCGGAGAGAUUGUUCCUUAUCAUCCGCCUUUUCGCUUGGGCCCGGAGGCAGGCACAUCUGCGAGGAGAUGGAGGGAUGGUAGUUUGGAGAUCGAUUUGCCCAUGAUGCAGUUGAAGGAGUUGUUUAAUGUUAAUCACUUUAUCGUUAGUCAAGCCAAUCCCCACAUUGCGCCUUUGCUUCGCAUGAAGUCUUUAGUCAGGGCUUACGGAGGCAGCUUUGCUGCGAAGCUUGCUCAUAUAAUUGAGAUGGAGGUGAAACAUAGAUGUAAUCAAGUACUAGAACUCGGUUUUCCUUUAGGCGGACUCGCCAAGCUUUUUGCCCAAGACUGGGAAGGGGAUGUAACCGUCGUAAUGCCCGCCACCUUAGCCCAGUACUCGAAACUCAUACAGAACCCAUCUCAUUCGGAGCUACAGAAGGCAGCCAACCAAGGGAGGAGAUGUACAUGGGAGAAGCUGUCUACAAUAAAAGCCAAUUGUGGGAUUGAGUUGGCAUUUGACGAUUGUGUGGCCAUUCUGAACCACAUGCGAAGACUGAAGAAGAGCGCGGAGAGAGCAGCAGCUUCAUCUCACGGGUUAGGAACUAAAACCUCGGUUAUGUUCAACGCUUCUAGAAGAAUUCCGUCGUGGAAUUGCUUGGCUCGCGAGAAUUCAGCAGGAUCCUUGGAGGAAGAGCACCUUUCCGAUUUUAAUCACGGUCGUAAUCCUCGACCUCCUAGGAAGGCUGCGGAUGGAAGUGAUACUGAACCGGACAGCGGGGACCACAUUCCUUGGACGAGGUCAGGGGGUCCUUUGAUGAGGACCACUUCUGCCGAUACCUUCGUAGACUAUAUGCAUAAUCUGGAUAUGGAAGGAAGACUAAAUUUAACCCAAGGAGUUCUACAAAGCAAUUUGACUGUCCAGGUGGCGGGUGAUCAUACAUCGACUACCCAUCAUCAAGAUGGCUCGGAUGGCACAUCGCCUUCUCGAACUUCGGACAUAGAUUCGAACCAGAGGGAGUUCAGCAACCGGGUGCUGCUGUGUAAUUCGAGCAUUAUGGUUUCGGAAGGGGACCUUUUGCAGCCUGAGAGAAGAGACAAUGGUAUUGUGUUCAAUGUGGUGAAGAGGGGAGAUUUAACACCGAGAGACAGAGCUUUAGAAUCGGAAACUGGCAGCCCCUCUCAUGCUUCAACUGCGGAAUGCAUGCAAUUGGACAGCCUUGAGAAACAAGCCGACGAAACCUCCUCCGACUCUGAAGUCGAUGCAGACGAAACUUGAGUGUUUUGUGCAAAGAAAUAAACUUUUGUAAAAUUGGUUCAAUGCAUGCAUCAAUGAAUGUAAAUGAGAGCAAGGCAAGUGUGUAUAUUACUAUUAUAUACUCCCUUUUGUAUGUUUCUGGGACAUGAUAAAUAAUUAUACAAUCACUCAAUAACAGUUUCAAU